AACAUGAGGAUGUUGCAAAGAGCAAGACACAAGGCAAGAUAGAAUAUUUGGUAUCUAAUUGUACAACAAAACAAACAAAACCAACAUACACUUUGUUUCUGGAGUUUUUAUAUGAUUUUUACUGGCUUAGCAAACCUUGUAGCCAUCGACUUUUCCUUUAUUUUAUUGAGAUACUUCUUCUUGAGGUCAAACCUCAAUUCUGAAUCUGCCCAAACCAAAAACUUUACAGGAGACCUUCUUCUUCUUCUUCUUCCUUCUCAAGGUCCUGUUAACCCACCUCUAUCUGUUAUGGCUAAAAGUUCCCAUGUACCGAAGUUUGGCGACUGGGAAAAUGAUGAUAAUGUACCAUAUACAGACUAUUUUGAGAAUGCACUCAAGCACAAAUCUGGUGUGAAAAUGAAUCCAAACGAUCCGGAAGAGAAUCCAGAGGCUUUCAUGGCCUUCAAUACUAGAAGAGCUGAAAAAAACACCAAUAUUAAUAACAUUACACAGCCUCAUAAUAAUAAUGAUAAUUACCAUAUGAUCAAGGGGGUCAGACACCUUGCUGAUCGUCGUAGUGAUAAAAGGAUUAAUUCUGCACAUCAAAACGUCAUGGGUAGCUACAAGAGCAACACUACUACUUCGGAAUCUCUCAGCGAUGAUCAGGAAAGCAGUUCUGCUUAUUCACUCCUGGAUAAUAGACGAGCAAGAAUUUCUCGGAGAAAGAAGAGUGAUGGUUUGGCUCAAGGAAUUAGUUCUAAUGGAUUGCCUCAGUUGGCUCAGGAGCACACCAGCCACACACACACAAGCGGUAGUAAUAUUGUUAAGCACUCCUCCUCUACUCACAACGCUCACCAUAGAGCAACAUCAUCAAUACCCAAAUUUGGGGCUUGGGAUGAAGCAGACCCAAGAUCAGGGGAAGGUUUUACUGCCAUUUUUGAGAAAGUGAAGGAGGAAAAGAAAAUUGCAUCCACCAAUUUCCCAGCUGCAGCUGCUGCAACCCACCAGCCGUACGAUCAUACAAACAGUCGGACUAAACAUGGAAGAUGUUGGUCCAAAUCAUCAAAGAUGUGUUGCUGCCUCUUUUUGAAGAAAAGCGAAUGAUUUUAACUAUAUAUGGCUUUGCCUUUGCUUCUCAAUAUGGCGAGGAUGGAUAGGAUAAUUACUAUCUUUGGAUGGCCCUAUAUAUGAAGAGUUUUUCUCUUUUUUUUUUUUUUUUUUUUUUUUUUUGAAGUACUAUAUAUGAAGAGUUGAAGACCAGGAUUUAAGUUUUUAAUUUUUUUAAUUUUUAAAGCCUGGACCCUAGUGAUUCUAUUAUCCGAUAAUUUAUUAAUUGAGUACAAAAUUACCAAAAUUGUGUAGGACCCAG
Messenger RNA from Ziziphus jujuba (common jujube), 1348 nucleotides. RefSeq names its product RPM1-interacting protein 4. The transcript has 4 exons. The record is from RefSeq and is a predicted model, not a curated record. NCBI's taxonomy places the organism in Eukaryota, Viridiplantae, Streptophyta, Magnoliopsida, Rosales, Rhamnaceae. The coding region runs from base 112 to 1083 and encodes 323 amino acids.